AGCGAACACAUACGCACACAUAUAUAAAUAUAUACUAUAUAUAUAUAUAUAUUAUUAUUUUUUCUCACUACUAUUAAAGCUAAAAAGAACAAGACAAAAGGCAAAUAAGAAGAUAAAAAUGCAAGCACAACCUUUUGCAGAUUCCCAUCACAACCAACCAUUCCCAAUCUUUGGCUUACCCAACACAGCUUUAUUUGAAAACACAAUGCCAAUCAGAGGACAAAAGUCAGAAUGGAAACCCAACAAUGACCAAGAGAAGCGUAAAUGGGAAGAACUUGGAGACCCAGAUAACAACAAUCAAGCAAACAAGUUAUUCCAAAAAGAAGAGUCUGAAGAGAAUAGCGCAUUUGAAGGCACACUAGAGGAACAACAGACGAGACGUAAAGAACAAAACAGGGCUGCUCAGCGUGCAUUCCGGGAGAGGAAGGAGCGAUAUGUAAAGGAACUCGAGAUGAAGAUCGAGAGGAUGGAAAAGGAAUACACAAAGAACAAUGAUGCCCUCAAGAAAGAAAACGAAGAGCUCCAGGCCUUGGUCAAGAGCAUGGAGGCCGACAUCUAUACUCUGCGGGGAGCGGUCUAUGCUUUCGAAAUCUCUGCCAACAAGCUUCGGGAGGCUGGUAUUGAUGUGUCUCUAGAAAACAGUCAGACCAUGUCUCCACCUGUCUCGGGACCACAGCAGCCUCU
This is a messenger RNA of Phycomyces blakesleeanus NRRL 1555(-), 684 nucleotides long. RefSeq names its product basic-leucine zipper transcription factor. NCBI's taxonomy places the organism in Eukaryota, Fungi, Mucoromycota, Mucoromycetes, Mucorales, Phycomycetaceae. The record is from RefSeq and is a predicted model, not a curated record. The annotation marks the transcript as partial. The transcript is spliced from 3 exons. Gene Ontology annotation, molecular function: DNA-binding transcription activator activity, RNA polymerase II-specific; transcription cis-regulatory region binding. Gene Ontology annotation, cellular component: RNA polymerase II transcription regulator complex.